Molecule: messenger RNA, 1320 nt
Organism: Lachancea lanzarotensis
Lineage: Eukaryota; Fungi; Ascomycota; Saccharomycetes; Saccharomycetales; Saccharomycetaceae
Gene: URN1
Product: LALA0S06e06612g1_1
Exons: 1
Coding region: 1-1320 (439 amino acids)
Biological process (GO): mRNA cis splicing, via spliceosome
Cellular component (GO): U1 snRNP; U2-type prespliceosome
Molecular function (GO): RNA binding; protein binding
Source: RefSeq, a predicted model, not a curated record
AUGGUUCGAUUCUGGAGAGAACAUAAAACACCGGACGGAUCGAAAUAUUAUUAUAACAUCAAGACUAAACAAACAACAAGAGAGCGGCCUGUGGAUUUUACAGAUCAAGAAGUGGAAAAGAAGAAAACAAGGUUGCAGGAAAAUCGACAAUCUGUUGUUUUCAGUUUGGAUGUUAUAAAUGGGUGGAAACUUAUUUUAUGCCAAGAUGGAUCGAGACAUUACAGACACGAUAGGAAUGAAAAACUUUUGGACGACGUUGAUGACGAAACCUGUAAAGAGCUAUUGGCACAAUUGGAUCAAGGAAAAUUGAACCAAUUGAGCGAGGCCGCUAAAAGUAGGUAUAAUAACAGUGGAUCACGCCUGUAUGAGGAAAUCGUGGAUGCUAUAGCCAAGAUAAGAAACGGGCCGGAAGAAGCCGCCGAAGGAGCCGCCGAGGAAGGCACUGAGGAAUCUGAUUUUCCCAGCUUGGAGUCACAAUCGAGUGCGGAAGAAGAUAACUUGAUUGCCGGCUACGGCACUUCAGAUGACGAAAGUGACGACAGGGACGACACCGAUGACGAUGUCAACAACAACGGCAACGAUCAAGCUGGCACUGAUGCUAUUUCAGGAUCUGAGAACUUUAAGAAACUGUUCGAGUCGUAUUCGCUGGAUCCGUUUUCGACGUGGAAAUUACAAUCCCGAAAGAUUCAAGACGAUCCCAACUUUUACACAGUCCACAAAGACUCGUCAAGAGAACAGAUUUUUGAGGAAUGGUGCGCUGACCAAUGCAAGGGUGCAGAGAACAGCGUGGACGCCGUUGGGGAAAGCAGUAUUGAAUCGGAAUCAGAGCUGGACUCUGAUACGCUGGAACCUACGAAAUACCAUUACUUGUCACACAUAAUAUCCAAAUCUGCUAUAGGGCCCACGACUUUGGCCAAAGACAUCAGAGGCGAGCAGAAAGGACUUUUCAAGCAGUAUAAGAUUAAAGACACUCUCAAUGGGAAAGCUCAAGAAGCUUUCAUAUCAAAACUCCUUUUCUAUUACAAGAAACUGGAUGACAGUCAACGAGUAGAUAUUUUUGAGAAGUUCCUGCAUAUCAAGACCAAGAUCAUCAAACGCGGUCUUAGAAAUUGCGAGAAAUUGCGUGAAAUUUUAAGCAGCAGCUUGCCUGAAGAAGCGUUUGCCAUCGAGACGCAACUGUUGGAAAUGGAGGAUUGCAUAGACAUUCACGGCAUAAAUCGGUCAUUGCAAGAGGAUGUACAGUACUACGUUUUGGGUUUGAAACCCAAGACAACUGCAAUGAGGGCAUGGUUUAGCAAAGAAUUGGAUGUAUCGUCAUGA